This is a messenger RNA of Dibothriocephalus latus, 1056 nucleotides long. The record is from the annotation of a GenBank genome assembly. NCBI's taxonomy places the organism in Eukaryota, Metazoa, Platyhelminthes, Cestoda, Diphyllobothriidea, Diphyllobothriidae.
AUGGAUGUAACUUUCUUCAAGGCCUUGGCUUGCUCCCUACUUGGCAGUGAUCCGGAUCCCUCGGCCCAGGCGGCCACAGCUGACCUUGCUAGAAACAUCUGUGCAGCCCUCUGCAAGACAUUGCAAAAAAUCCCAAAAGUCUCGGGGAUUCCGAGCUCAGUUUACCGGUCGUUUGAGGCGCUGACGAGGUACCUAGUUCUACCCCUCCUCGUGGUCAUCUCCUCUCCCGGCCUGGACACUCUGAUUCCCUCUUCGGCAUGGGCGCUGACAUACCUACUGCAGGCAACGGAUAGCUUGCAAAACUUUUUUCCCUCACCAAGACCUAGUCUCUUCGUCUGGCCUCAGCGGCUUAUGCUUUUGGAGCACCUACUUGAGUGUUCGAAGAAUAGCACUUCUGCAGAAGAUAUCGAGGACUUACAUUUUGAUGCACUGUACCCCUUAUUCAAACUUCUUGCUCAAUCACCCAUAGACGUCGCUCUUCCCGAAGACACCUGCGCCCGACUGCGUUCCAUUAUGAAACAAUUUAUCGACUUUUUGGCCUCUUUUGCUGCAUACGUACCGACAAAGAUUGGAGCUCAGUUCUUUUAUCACUGUUUGCAAACCCUACAGGACUCUACCCUACUCCCUGUGUCUCAUCAAUUCCUUGGCGCCCUUCACCACAUUACGUCGCACGACCGCGGAUGUAUCGUCACUCUCGAUGUUCUUACUCACCUGGGACCUCUAGCGGGGGGUAUCUCAAACCUCGAGCUUUCAUCAAGUGCUCAAGCCCACAUCACCGCAUGCCUUGCCGAGAUAUUUACCAUUCUUUGCUCUUCCUUCCCCUCAUCAGUUUCACAGAAGGUCAUGUUGUCUGCCAAUGAACAGCACCAACGUUCCGGUCCAGCAUUCCUUUGGCUUUUGAUGAGCAGUCAUUGUCUUUUCUUCUGGAGCAGUGCCUUCUCACUGUCCGUGGGCCUGCGUCCAUGGCGGUUUGCCAAACGCUGGUCAGUCUCUUUUCCAGGCAACGGGAAACUCGUAUCUCUCACGGCCUUUUGGCUAGAACGCUUCAUUGGUUAG